Molecule: messenger RNA, 2433 nt
Organism: Humulus lupulus (European hop)
Lineage: Eukaryota; Viridiplantae; Streptophyta; Magnoliopsida; Rosales; Cannabaceae
Exons: 5
Coding region: 1-2433 (810 amino acids)
Source: RefSeq, a predicted model, not a curated record
AUGUCAGAAAAGCUAGCUGGUUAUCCAGAAAAGUUAUUGUGUCCAAGCAAAGUUUGUCGAAACUUAAGUCACCAAUGUAUUAACAUUUUGUAUGAACACUUAGUCAUUUAUGGGAUUGAUCCAACAUACAAAAUAUGGUUUCAUCAUGGGGAAGAAUUAUCAAGAGAUGAUGAUGUAGAGACAAUGGAAACAUUUGAUUCUUACAACUUGUUUAGGGCUACAAAUAUUGAUGGUUGUGAUUUUGAAAGUCAUCUAGAAGGUCAUGAUGACACUUUUAUGGAAAAAAUAGAAGAUGCAGACACUCCAUUAUAUCCACAAUGCACUAAAUAUACUAAGUUAUCGUCAAUUGUUGCAUUGUAUAAGGUUAAAACUACCAAUGGAUGGUCUGACAAAAGUUUUGAUGAAUUGUUAAGACUUUUGAAUGAUAUGUUUCCUUUAGAUAAUAUGAUCCCCAAGUCUAUGUAUGAGGUUCAAAAAUUUCUUCGAUUAUUUGAUUUAGGAUAUGAAAAGAUUCAUGCGUGUGUUAAUGAUUGCUGUUUGUUUAGAAAAGAUAAAGAAAACUUGCAAGAAUGUCCAACAUGUGGAACUUCACGUUGGAUGUCAGAUAAGCUGACUAAAAAGGUUCGACAUGGUGUCCCAGCAAAAGUUUUGAGGUACUUUCCUAUAAUCCCUAGGUUGAAACGGAUGUUCAUGUCUAAAAUAAUUUCAAAGGAAUUAAGAUGGCAUCACAACAAUAAAAGUUGCGAUGGAAAAAUGCGUCACCCAGUGGAUUCAGCAGCAUGGGAGCUAGUCAAUGAUAAAUGGCCAUCAUUUUCAAAUGAAGAGAGAAAUAUUAGACUUGGCCUUUCCACAGAUGGAUUUAACCCAUUUAGUAAUUUAAGUUCUAAGUAUAGUGUUUGGCCUGUUUUGUUGCCUGGGAAUGAUAUUGAUAUAUACUUAGAACCCCUCGUAGAGGACUUGAAAUUAUUAUGGAAUGAGGGUGUUGAUGCUCAUGAUGCAUUGGACAACACAAAUUUCAAGUUGCGGGCUAUUUUGAUGUGGACAAUCCAAGAUUUUUCAGCAUACGGGAACCUUGCUGGUUGUAAAAAGAAGGGAUGUUUUAGUUGUCCCCUAUGUGGUUAUGGUACUCAUUCAGAGUGGCUAAAACAUAGUGGGAAGUUUUCAUAUCGAGGUCAUCGGAAAUUUCUUAAAGAAGACCAUCCAUUUCGGAGUAAAAGAAGUUGGUUUGAUGGCAAAGUUGAGCAUGGAAAUCCCCCAAGAAUCAUGAAUGGGACUACAAUUGCUGAACACCUUAAAGAUUUUGUGAAUGAAUUGUAUGUUCGUCACAAUUUGGAUGUGAUGCACAUAGAGAAAAAUGUUUGUGAAAGCAUCUGUAAUACAUUGCUAGAUGUUGCUGGAAAAAGUAAAGAUGGACUAAAAGCUCGCUUGGAUUUGCAACAUAUGGGUAUUAGGAGUGCAUUACACCCACAAGAGAAGGGGACUAGAACCUAUCUUCCUGCAGCUUUACACACACUAUCAAAGCUUGAGAAAGAAUUAUUUUGUAAAAGGUUGUUCUCAUUGAAAGUACCUGAUGGAUAUAGUUCAAAUAUUCGAAAUUGUGUUUCAAUGGAACAAUGCAAGCUCAUGGGCCUUAAGUCACACGAUUGCCACAUUUUGAUGCAACAAUUACUACCGGUGGCUAUAAAAGGAUUGAUGCCAUUGGGUCCAAGAGAUGCUAUAAUAAGAUUAUGCACGUUCUUUAAUCGAAUAUGUCAACGUGUUCUUGAUAGAGAAAGCAUAAUGACAUUAGAAAAUGAUGUUAUUGAAACUUUAUGCUUACUAGAGAGAUUCUUUCCACCAUCAUUUUUUGAUGUCAUGAUUCACUUAGUGGUUCCUAUGCAUUCCUCAACAUGUGAUGAAACUGAUUUGUUGAAAUGGCUAGCAUAUGGACCCAGAAAACAUGCUGCUUCUUACACUGGAUAUAUUAUCAAUGGUCAAAGAUUCCAUGUACAUGACAUUGAGAAGUCCACACAGAAUAGUGGUGUCUCAAUUGAAGCUACAACUAUCUGUAGAUCUAGUGCCAAAGAUGUAUCUCAAGUUCCUAAUUUAGUUUCAUACUAUGGGGUUAUAAGGGAGAUAAUCUUGUUAGAUUACUAUAUAGUUCAGAUUCCAAUUUUCAAAUGUGAUUGGGCAAAUGUCCCUAACGGUGUUAGGGUGGAGGAUAGUCUUACUUUAGUUAAUCUACACCAAAGUCAAUGGUCUGUUGGUAGAGACCCUUUUAUUUUAGCCUCACAAGCUAAACAAGUCUUCUACUCAAGAGAACAUGAUUCUUCCAAUUGGUAUGUGGUGAUUAGGGCACCCCCUAGAGGUUUUUAUGACAUGGAAAAUUAUGAUGAGCAAGAAUUCAUGCCUGUAAUGUCUGAAGUUACUGAAUCUAGAAGAUGUUACACUUGA